Sinocyclocheilus rhinocerous is the source of this 1759-nucleotide messenger RNA. RefSeq lists its product as uncharacterized. The record is from RefSeq and is a predicted model, not a curated record. The transcript is spliced from 6 exons. The coding region runs from base 297 to 1625 and encodes 442 amino acids. Lineage: Eukaryota; Metazoa; Chordata; Actinopteri; Cypriniformes; Cyprinidae.
UGCUGGAUGUAGCCUACAUAGCAGCUCCACAGAUGACUGCUCAGGAAUGAAUGGAUGGAGGCUUACGACGGCAGAGCGGGCGGCGUGAAGGGUUGCCAUGGUUUCAGCGUGCAGUUAUUUGUGUUGGACGAGGACGUCGCAUGCGCUUUCAUUUUUGACAGAUAUGAUUACAUUUGACAACAUGUUCGCUCAUCAAAACUCAGCGACCGUCGGGAACUUAGACGACGAAGAAAGAAGAGCACCUGGAAGAACAUUCUACAUGUUCUUAUUUAGUCGAAAGGAUCUAUGAUUUUUCUAUGGAAAGCACGAAGGAUGAAAUCAGCUGGAAGUCGCAUGGAGUGGCUUGCAGCGCACCUACUUGUACCUGUUGGGUCCAGAGCAAGUCUAGGACAGAUCUCACACCACCACUUGAAGGUACCUCUUGGUCAGCAGAGUGUCAUAAGGACGUCUACAUUACUCAGUUAGUACAGCGACUGGAAAGUCUGCACAUGUCUGUGGUAGUGAACACACAACAGGUAUGUUUGGAAAGCAUUUCUAAUGGCUGUACGGCACAGGAACCAACCACCUGUUGCAGCCAAACAAAAUCAUCCCAAGUCUCAAAGCAACAUCAUAAAACCCAGUUAAGGAUGCUGUCUCACAGAUGGCAGAGGCUUGGUCUUCAGCCUCCAAUCCUCUGGGACACACAAGAACACAUUUCUCAACAUAAACCUGAUGUAGAAACCAGACCAGAACUGGAAAUCCACCCCAUACAGGUCAGCCGCAUUGUUUCUCCAAGGAACGAACGACCAGAUGAGAUCAAGACAAUCAGUAAUUCCCUUUGUAGCAGAUCCAAUAAUGAACCAUCCAUAUCAGUCGAAUCUGAAAACAGUGACCUCUCUGACCAAGAGAAAGACAAUAAACCUAUAUUAAAAUGGGAAACUGCUGUAGAAUUGGACCUGAGGCCGGACUUAUUUGAUAGAGAUCUAGAACCUACAGUGACUGGAGGAGAGCAAGUGUAUCCUGAGGUUCUUCCAUUUCCACUUAAAGAUCUCGACUUUAGUCAAUUCCAAUCCACAGCAGAUGAUUUGGAGAGCCAGCACAACUUGUGUCUAACUGACCCUUGUCUCACAGCUAUGGCUGCACGCAUGAUAAAACUGGAGAAACUUCAGACUGCGACUAUACAGAAAGAACAAGGGAAAGCGGUGAGAUCUCGUCCAGCAACUGCUUUAGUUCGAAGCGCCAACCGUCUGAGACGUGUAGAAGGCCCUUGUUCUCAGGUAGAACACUUGAGGACUAAAGGCAAUAAUUCAGUUUUAGAUAUAGUAACAAAACUCACCCUUUCUUCAAGCUCUCAUUCAAAGUCUACGCAUCAUAAUCACCCCUCGCCAAAUGCUGGAAAGGUGUGGAUUGGAUUUCAGCAACCACCGGCUUUACCUAAGAAACCACAUUCUGGUGUGGUAAAAUUAAAGACGACUGAUGCCCUUGUUCAAGAUCUUGUUGUUCAUUCAAGCAUGUCACAAAAAUGCAGUAGUCCAAAUAGCUUGAAGAGAUGCAAACCCUCAAAGAAAGCCAUGCCAAAGUCUCAGAAGACUUGUAGUGAAAAGACCUGUAGUGUUCCUGCUAAAGCUCUUUGCAGGAAAACAUGAUAUAAUUGUUUUUAAGGGUUUUAAGCUUUAAGAUUGACAGUGUGUAAUUACCUGUGUGCCUGUUACUGUAUUUAAUCUUCCAAAUUCAAUACAAGUUGAGCUCCAUCAACAAAAUUUGUGGCAUGCUGUCAGUU